Molecule: messenger RNA, 1792 nt
Organism: Panicum hallii
Lineage: Eukaryota; Viridiplantae; Streptophyta; Magnoliopsida; Poales; Poaceae
Product: flavonoid 3',5'-hydroxylase 1-like
Exons: 3
Coding region: 105-1658 (517 amino acids)
Molecular function (GO): monooxygenase activity; oxidoreductase activity, acting on paired donors, with incorporation or reduction of molecular oxygen; heme binding
Source: RefSeq, a predicted model, not a curated record
GGAGUACGCAGCAGGGACGCGUGUCACGGACAUAAAAAGGCGUCGCGCGCGCGCGGGGAGAGCCUCGGCGCAGGGUCUCUUCCUCCCUAACGCAACGCGCCACCAUGCAGCUCGCCGAGCUCUGCACCGACCCCGUCGUGCUCUCCUGCGCCUUCCUCUGCCUCCUCCUGCACCUCGCGCUCCGCUCCUCCUCCGGCCGCGGCCGCGGCCGCCUCCCGCCGGGGCCGCCUGGCCUCCCCAUCCUCGGCGCGCUCCCGCUCGUCGGCCCGGCCCCGCACGCCGGGCUUGCCGCGCUGGCGCGCCGGUACGGCCCCAUCAUGUACCUCAGGAUGGGCACGGCCGGCGUGGUGGUGGCGUCGUCCCCCGCCGCGGCGCGCACGUUCCUCAAGGCGCUGGACGCGCGGUACGCCAACCGGCCCGCGGUGGCGAGCGCCGCGGACAUCACGUACGGGUGCCAGAACAUGGUGUUCGCCAACUACGGGCCCAGGUGGAAGCUGAUGCGGAAGCUGGCCAGCGUGCACCUGCUCGGGGCGCGCGCGCUCGCGGACUGGGCGUGCGUGCGCCGCGAGGAGGCGGGCCACCUGCUGCGCGGGGUGGCCGAGGCGGCGGCGGCCGGGCGGCCCGUCGUCGUGCCGGAGGUGCUCGUGUGCGCGCUCGCCAACAUCGUCGGGCAGAUCACCGUCAGCAGGCGGGUGUUCGACGCGCAGGGGGACGAGUCCAACAGCUACAAGGACAUGAUCGUGUCGCUGCUGACGGGCGCGGGCCUGUUCAACAUCAGCGACUUCGUGCCGGCGCUGGCGCGGCUGGACCUGCAGGGCGUGCAGGCGAAGCUGCGGCGGAUCCACUGCCAGUUCGACGGCCUCAUCACCAAGCUGCUGGCGGAGCACGCGGCGACGGCGGCCGACCGCGCGCGCCGGGGCCGCCAGGACUUCGUCGACAGGCUCCGCGCCAGCAUGGACGCCGGCGCCGACGACGAGAGCGGCGAGACCAUCACCGAGGUCAACAUCAAGGGCCUCAUCUUCGACAUGUUCACAGCGGGCACGGACACGUCGUCGAUCAUCGUGGAGUGGGCGAUGGCGGAGAUGCUCAAGAACCCGUCGGUGAUGGCGCGCGCGCAGGAGGAGCUGGACCGCGUGGUCGGCCGCGGGCGCCGGCUGGAGGAGUCGGACCUGCCGGCGCUCCCGUACCUGCAGGCCGUCUGCAAGGAGGCGAUGCGGCUCCACCCGUCGACGCCGCUCAGCCUCCCGCACUUCUCCUUCGACGCCUGCGACGACGUCGAGGGCUACCGCGUCCCGGCCAACACCCGCCUGCUCGUCAACAUCUGGGCCAUCGGCCGGGACCCGGCCACGUGGGAGGCGCCGCUCGAGUUCCGCCCCGAGCGGUUCCUCCCCGGCGGCGCGGCGGAGAAGGUGGACCCGCUCGGGAACUACUUCGAGCUCAUCCCGUUCGGCGCCGGCCGGAGGAUCUGCGCCGGGAAGCUGGCCGGGAUGGUGUUCGUGCAGUACUUCCUCGGCACGCUGCUGCACGCGUUCGAGUGGCGCCUGCCGGAUGGGGAGGAGAAGCUGGACAUGGGCGAGACCUUCGGGCUCGCGCUGCCCAAGGCCGUGCCGCUCCGCGCCGUCGUCACGCCGCGCCUCGUGCCGGAGGCCUACGCGUGACGUGCCAGCGGUCGAAACGCGCGCGUCGUGCAGCCCGCGCGCGCUUGGUGUAUUAUUUGUUCUCGGAGGGAGGAUGGGUGGAUGCAUGCUUUGAUGUUGCCUACUACCUGCGUACAUAUUUUGUUAUCGUCGUA